Molecule: messenger RNA, 751 nt
Organism: Capsella rubella
Lineage: Eukaryota; Viridiplantae; Streptophyta; Magnoliopsida; Brassicales; Brassicaceae
Product: transcription repressor OFP17
Exons: 2
Coding region: 16-612 (198 amino acids)
Biological process (GO): negative regulation of DNA-templated transcription
Source: RefSeq, a predicted model, not a curated record
AAAAGCUUCAAGACAAUGAGAGUGAGAGCAACUUUGAUUAACUUCAAAUCAAAGCUUUCCAAAUCAUGCAACAGAUUUGUAUCUCUCUUCCGAUUCAGGGUUAAAAGACCUGUCUUCAUUAGACCUCUUCGUUCCCGUAGUACUCAUGGCAAUGUCAAACCUAGACUUCAACGUCGACCCAAGAAGCCAAUCUGUUCUUGUCUAUGUUUUCUCAGCACAAGCAAGAACCAGAAGAUGAGCAACACCAAACCCAGAAGUUCCUCUUUUAGUGUAAACGAUGAUGAUGAUAUGUCAAAGUAUAUGCAGUCGCCUCUUACACCAGCAACAGCCAAGAAGCUGUUCACUUCACCCAUCACAACACCUGCUUACGCUGCACGGACCAGGAAAUCGCUUAACUCAAGAGACACAUUCGAAGACAACGCUGUAGAAGAUGCUUGCAGAAGCUUUGAAAACUAUCUGAUCCACCUGAUCGUUGAAGAAGGGAAACUAGAUGACUUAAUGGACAUAGAGGAGCUUCUCUAUUGUUGGAAGAAUCUUAAGAGUCCUGUCUUCAUUGAACUUGUCUCUAGAUUCUAUGGUGAGCUCUGCAGAGAUCUGUUUUCAGGUGAAUGAACCUAUUUGAUAAAUCAUCGAAACAUCAAAGUUUUUUUCUAUAAAAAUCUUUCUUUGUCAUUGAAUACACACACCAUCGUAAUGUGUGAAGACUAUAUAUGUAUGUUUUCGCGUUUCACAUAACAAAGAAAGUUGUAUU